CAGGGCGGGCGGGGCUCGCGGCAAGCCGGCCUCGGCGGCGGCUGCGGCGCGAUGACCACGCUCCGGGCUUUCACGUGCGAUGACCUGUUCCGCUUCAACAACAUCGGACAGCACCGAGGCGCCCGCCGCGGAGGUCGUUGCGAGUAACUUGGAUCCACUUACAGAAACUUAUGGGAUUCCUUUUUAUUUACAGUACCUCGCCCACUGGCCAGAGUAUUUCAUUGUUGCAGAGGCACCUGGUGGAGAGUUAAUGGGUUAUAUUAUGGGUAAAGCAGAAGGCUCUGUAGCUAGGGAAGAAUGGCAUGGACAUGUCACAGCUCUCUCUGUUGCCCCAGAAUUUCGACGCCUUGGUUUGGCUGCAAAACUUAUGGAAUUAUUAGAGGAGAUUUCAGAACGAAAGGGUGGAUUUUUUGUUGAUCUCUUUGUAAGAGUAUCUAACCAGGUUGCAGUCAACAUGUACAAGCAGCUGGGCUACAGCGUAUACAGGACAGUCAUAGAGUAUUAUUCAGCCAGCAAUGGGGAGCCUGACGAGGACGCUUAUGAUAUGAGGAAAGCACUUUCCAGAGACACUGAGAAGAAAUCCAUCAUACCAUUACCUCAUCCUGUGAGGCCUGAAGACAUUGAAUAACCAUGGGCAGUGGUUCUUAGGCUGAUGCUCCAGAAAUUUUAUGGACAAUAUUGUUUUCAUUAGAUGAUCCCGGAGCGCUAUUAGGAGAAAAGUAAUUAUUUAGGUCUUGCAGAUUUCAAGAAAAUACAGGUUAUAAAUUUGAGUCUUAUUGUUUCCAGUUAGCAGUAUCAUAACUAUUAAAGCUGUUCACUGUAAUAAAAUUCAGUCAAAAAGGCAGCUAGGUCAGAUGGAAACAUUUUAGUAUUUUGGUUCAUAAUAUUCACUAUAUGUUAAGGGGAAAAACUUGCUCCAGUCUCCUCCUAAAUUCUGUGCCUGAGAACCACUGCUGCAUACAUAUUUUUUAUUUUGUAUUAUCUGUCAAUUGAAGCUUUAAAAGCAUAUAUGAAAUGUAUAAAUCUAAAAUGUAUAAUAAAACGCAUUGUUGACCCUAUGAA
Molecule: messenger RNA, 1062 nt
Organism: Lynx canadensis (Canada lynx)
Lineage: Eukaryota; Metazoa; Chordata; Mammalia; Carnivora; Felidae
Gene: NAA20
Product: N-alpha-acetyltransferase 20, NatB catalytic subunit
Exons: 7
Coding region: 80-628 (182 amino acids)
Biological process (GO): N-terminal peptidyl-methionine acetylation
Cellular component (GO): NatB complex
Molecular function (GO): protein-N-terminal amino-acid acetyltransferase activity
Source: RefSeq, a predicted model, not a curated record